Molecule: messenger RNA, 6833 nt
Organism: Pezoporus flaviventris
Lineage: Eukaryota; Metazoa; Chordata; Aves; Psittaciformes; Psittacidae
Gene: NKTR
Product: natural killer cell triggering receptor
Exons: 17
Coding region: 169-4596 (1475 amino acids)
Biological process (GO): protein peptidyl-prolyl isomerization; protein folding
Cellular component (GO): nucleus
Molecular function (GO): peptidyl-prolyl cis-trans isomerase activity
Source: RefSeq, a predicted model, not a curated record
ACGGACGGGCCGUGGAGCCCGUCGGCUAAUGGCGCUGGGGGCCGGCGGCGCUUCCUGGCAGCGGGGCGGAGGGCGGGGGCGCUGAGCGGGGCGUGCGGCGCGGAGAGCGAACAAAGCGCCGGAGCUGCCAGGUGGCGAGGCCGAGGGGCUGCAGGGCUGCCCGCGGCCAUGGGGGUGCAGGACCGGCCUCAGUGCUUCUUCGAGAUAGAGAUCAACCGGGAGCCAGUUGGUCGAAUUAUGUUUCAACUCUUCUCAGACAUAUGUCCGAAGACUUGUAAAAACUUCCUUUGCUUGUGCUCGGGUGAAAAAGGAAUUGGCAAAACAACUGGAAAGAAGCUGUGUUACAAAGGCACUACCUUCCAUCGUGUGGUUAAAAACUUCAUGAUCCAGGGUGGGGACUUCAGCGAAGGUAAUGGAAAAGGAGGUGAAUCUAUUUAUGGUGGCUAUUUCAAAGAUGAAAACUUUAUUCUCAAACAUGACAGAGCGUUCCUUUUGUCAAUGGCAAACCGAGGGAAACAUACCAAUGGUUCCCAAUUUUUCAUAACAACAAAACCUGCUCCUCAUCUCGAUGGUGUACAUGUUGUCUUUGGACUGGUUAUUUCUGGGUUUGAGGUAAUAGAACAAAUAGAAAAUCUGAAAACCGAUACUGCAAGUAGGCCCUAUGCAGAUGUACGAGUUAUUGACUGUGGGGUGCUUGUUACAAAAUCAGCAAAAGAUGCUUUGGAGAAGAAGAAGAAAGUAUGUUCGGAGUCAGAAGCUUCAGACUCCUCCUCCAGUGCAUCAAGCUCUUCAGAAAGUUCAUCUGAAAGUGAAGCUGAAAGUGAAAGAAGCAGAAGAAGAAAGCGUAAAAGAAGAGCUAAAACCAAACAAUCAAGAAAACGAAGAAAGGAAGAGAGGAAGAAAGAGGAUCCAAAGUGCAGGCGAACCUCAAACCAAAGACGCAGCCUUUCUGACAAGAGUGAUAUAACAGAAAAAGCAAUUGAUGUUAGCAUGAAGAGAGACAAACCAGUGGUACGUCCUGAAGAAAUUCCCCCAGUGCCUGAAAAUAGAUUUUUGCUGAGAAGAGAUGUGCCCGUUGUCAAUAUAGAACCUGAACCGAAGCUUCUUGAUACUACACCAGUUCUGGCUGACCCGAAACCAUCAGUCUCUAAAUCUGGACGAAAAAUUAAAGGAAGAGGCACAAUACGAUAUCACACCCCACCUCAAUCACGAUCGUGUUCUGAAUCUGAUGAUGAUGAGAGCAGUGAGACCCCUCCUCACUGGAAGGAGGAAAUGCAGAGAUUACGAACAUACAGACCACCUAGUGGAGAAAAGUGGAGUAAAGGCGAUAAGUUGAGCGACCCAUGUACAAGCAGAUGGGAUGAAAGAAGUGUGUCCCAGAGAUCAAGAUCUUGGUCACGUAACGGUUAUUCUGAUUUAAGUACUGUGAGAUACUCUAGCCACCACAAAAAGCACAGAAAAGAUAAAAAAAAGAUGAAACAUAAAAAGAAAUCUAAAAAGCAGAAGCAUUUCAAGAAGCACAAGCAAACAAAAAAGAAGAAAACGUCCGCUUCAUCAGAUGUAGAGUCUUCUCAUUCCUUCCUCAGGAGGACAAAAUCAUCUUGUGAUCGUGACAGGAAAUCUCGUUCUUCUUCAUCAUCUUCCAGGCAUUCCUCCAGAAGGGACUGGUCUAAAUCUGACAAGGAAGACCAGAGCUCAUCGACUUUAUCAAGCAGAGGGACUCGAUCAUACUACAGGUCCAGAUCUAGGUCUAAAUCAAGAUCUUACUCCCGAAGAAGCUCUAGGUCAAGAUCAGCCUCUAAAUCAUCAUGUUCACGAAGUAGGUCAAGGUCAAGUUCUAACCCUAGGCAUCAAAAGACAGUUUCCAGUUCUCCACGAAAUAUUUCAACGCGAUUAAAUGAGAAUAAGCUUACCAAGACUGCUGAGCCUGUAAGAGCAGCUAUACUCCCAAGUGAUAAAGUUGUCGUACCACCAGUUGUCUCAGAAAACCUCCCUGUUAUACCCUUAAGUGAGAGUCCACCACCUUCAAGGUGGAAACCUGGGCAGAAACCAUGGAAGCCAUCUUAUGAGCGAAUUCAGGAAAUGAAAGCUAAAACGACACAUUUAAUACCCACACAAACUAAUUACAAUUUAGUAGCUGUUAAAGAGCCUAAUACUACUUCCUCAUAUCAUAAGCGACAAAGGAGUUCAGAUAGCGAUCGAAGUGGUUAUUCCAAAUACCAUAGUGACAGAAGCUCAGACAGUUGUCUGAGAUCAAGAAGCAGGUCUUCUCGAAGUAGGUCAUACUCAAGAUCUUAUACGAGAUCUAGAAGUCCAUCAAGCUCUAGGACAAAAUCUCAUUCUUCUGGCCGGUCACCAUCACUGAGUAAAUACUGCAGUGACAGGUCACGUUAUAGUGAGUCAACGUCUUACUCUUCCCUUAGUGAUGAUGACAGAAGCAAAAGAAAAUCUGCAUCAAGUGAUCAGAAGGCUCGACCUCUUAAACUGAGGCAAGAAACAAGCUCUGAAAGCACUGUCCCUUAUAAGCGUACAAAAGACUAUGAUGAGUCUUCUCAGGGCUUGAAAGAGAGUGAUAGUUCAUCAUCUUCAGACUUCUCUACUGACAGUGAGCAUUCUGCCAAAAUGAAAGUAGUCCAAGAAAAAGAAGGCCGUUUUCAGUUAGAAAGAGGUACUCAGAAACAGGACAAAAAUAGCUUAAGUUCUGAGCAAGGGGAGAAGGAACCCAAGUGUGAGCAGGAUUCUGAUGAUGCUAAAAAGAAAGCAGUUAAGGAGAAAUCUUCUGAGCAACCUAGGGGUGGUGGAAAAACUAAACAAAAAUCCUAUUCAGGUAGUAAAUGGGACUCUGAAUCAAAUUCUGAAAAAGGAGAGGCAAGGCGUAAUAGGGGAGAUUCCAGACUCUCCUCUAGUAAAGAAGAAGGAGAGGCCACAUCAGGAUCUGAUGCAGAGCUUAGUGUUACCAAAAGAAUAAAAAAACGGUCAAAUUCUUCAGAAGGCUUUCUGGAUUCUGAUUGUACAUGGAAGACAAGCAAGCAGUUGUCAUCUUCUGAGUCUGACAGCUCUUGUUCUAGCUCAACAAACAUUAGAGGAAAGUCAAAAAAACACAAACGUGGAUCGAAAAAAGCUCUUAAAAAAUCCCAUUCAAAAAAAGCAAAAGACAAAUCAAAAGGGAAAAAGGAGAAGAAACACAAAGUUCAGAAAAGAAAAGAAAUGUUUCAUUGGCAGCCCCCCCUGGAGUAUGGUGAAGAAGAUGAUGAUGAGAUUAAUGAAAAGCCAGUUACCAAGGAUGAUAAAGAAAAGCAGCUUAACAGGAACUUAAAAGAUAAAAACCAAGUUUAUGACAAGGAUGAAAUAGUCAAAGAUAAAAUGAAAAAUUUAACUGAAAAGCCUUCUGUGGAUGAAAACCUUUUAACUAAAAACCCUACACGUGGUGCCUCUCCAGAUUGUAAUAACCUUAAUAAAGAUAGCAUUGAAAUGAAUGCUUCAGACAGUAUCUUAAAUGCAGAAAUAAAUGUGACCGGUUGCAAAGAUGAGAUGAAACAAGCUGAAGAAAGUAACCAGAAUGGAUUGCAAGAUGUUAUUGAGACAGAUGACAACAUGGAGAUUUGUACUCCAGAUCGUAACUCACCAGGGAAGGUUGAUGUAGAUGUUUUGUCUCCUGUCAUUCUCACUGCUAAACCUCAGGCUUUAGCUGCUAGUAUAAACAAAGAUUUACAGGUUAAGACCCAUGAACAAGAUGCUGUCAAACUAGGAAACAAUGUUAUAGACUUCAUGAAUAUUAAAGAAGAAAAAGAAAUGGGAAUACAAGAAAAUAAUUCUGCCCCUGUGUCUAGUGCUAAAGACUGUAGUUUAAAAGGUGAAAUUACUGAAAAUACACAAAGCAAUACGAUAGAUAAUAAAUGGAAGCCUUUGCAAGGUGUUGCUAACUUACAACCAACCACAAUUAGUACUGCUGCAGAAGUUAAGAACAUAGCUUCAGCACCAGAGCCUAAACCAGCAGGUUUAAGAAUUGAAAUAAAAGCUAAAAAUAAAGUAAGGCCCGGAUCUCUGUUUGAUGAAGUUAGAAAAACAGCACGGCUAAAUCGAAGGCCAAGGAACCAAGAAAGUUCCAGUGAGGAAGAAUCUCCAAGUAGAGAUGAUAAUAGCCCAUCCAGGAGUCUCAGUAGGUCACGAAGUAAAUCUGAAUCUAAAUCCAGACGCAGAACAAGGUCCAUAUCUUACAGUCACUCAAGAAGUCACUCACGAAGUUCUACAUCUUCAUAUCGAUCAAGAAGCUACACAAGAAGCCGAAGCAGAGGAUGGUAUAGUAGAGAUCGGUCAAGAAGUCGAAGUAGUUCUUACCACAGUUACAAGAGCCGUAGUCGAACCUAUAGUAGAAGUAGAUCCAGAAGUAGUUCUUACGAUCAUCAUAGUCGAUCCAGUAGGUCAUACACAUAUGAUAGUUACUACAGCAGAAGUCGAAGUCGAAGUAAAAGGAGUGACAGCUAUCGAAGAUCCAGAAGUUAUGAUAGGCGAUCCAGAUCUUACGGCUCUGACAGUGAAAGCGAUCGCAGUUACUCUAACAAUCGGAGCCCCAGUGAAAGCAGCAGAUAUAGCUGAAACCGUUUCUUUUACGAUGGAAACUGCAUUUAAUAAUUUUUUUUUCAGUGUUAUGUUAAAACCGUUUUGACAGUGUCACAAGUAAAGUUGAAGGGUGUUUACUGAGUUAGUUGAAACUUUCCUAUUUAACGGUGAACUCGCCUGAGAGACUGUAUACUUAUGAAGUGUAAGUAUACUGUAUACUUACGGAGUAUACAGUCAUGUAUACUCCAUACAUAGUACUCCAUACAAGUAUAGAGUACUGAACUUAACUGGGUUUUUUAUUAAUUUUUUUUAAUAUCAACUGCUUUUACAAAACAUGAAAUUAAAAAAAAAUAAAAAGUACUAUUUCCUUGAAUUAGGUUUCCAAGCCAUGAAUGACAGGCGAAUUUGCUGCCACCACUUUUCUGGGUGCAGCUAUUGUUACUGUCUUCAAGUAUGUUUAUAAACAUCUUAGGUCUUCCUGCCUGUUCCUGUUAAAUAGAUGCUAGCAACUGUAAAACUGUGAAGAAAAAAACCAAACCUUCUAACAAAGGCUGCCAUUUCUAGUUUAUUAAAAUGCUUUUUCUAAUGCUGGAAGAUGGGUUUCUGUGAUGUCUUGUUGAUUAUUGCAUUAUAUACAGUGCAUACGCACAAGAGCUAGGUGAUGAAAACAAAGGCUGCCACUCUGUCUUAAUCCUUUCCGUACUGUGAUUUCAGAAGUCUGCUGAAAAGGGUGAGAUUACACAACACGAAUUGUUAAACUGACAAUAGUGAGCAAAAGCAUGACGGAUUUUGCUCUUGAUAUCCAUUUUGUCUAAACUUUACAUUUAAAGUUAAUUUUGUGAUAAAACAGCAAUACUCUCAAGUGUCUAAGAAUUUUGAAUUCAAUUUCAGUUCACAUUACAGUGCUUGGUGUACUUCAGCAUAUUUUGAAGUUGAAUGUUGUAAACUGUUGAGUAUAUCACAAGUUUGUUCAAAACACUUUUUUAAUGAUAUGUAAUGAUUUUUAAAAAAAAACAAACCAUAAUGGUUCCUUUAUAAGAAUGUCUGUAGGUGUAUUCCAUUUGCCAUAGGGAAUAUCAGAUACUGAUAUUGCAAAUACUGAUCUACAUAUUGUUAAAGUGAUAUAACUACAAAAAGCCUGGUAUGCCUGGUAAAAAGCAUGGACAGUACUUUCAAAGUAAAGUUUAAUACCAAAAAUGACUCUGUGUUACAGGUAAAUGGUUUGCAGAAAAACACACAGAUUUCAGCUGAAGAGCACUGAGCAAUUUUUACGAUAUUCUGAUUUGAGUUGAUUUUAAAUAAUUUGUAAAGUUUUUCAGUGUCUAGGAAGUUGUGUACUUAGACACAGUUUUAUAGUGGCAUAAUAAUAAAAGUGAGCUCUGUAGUGAAAAAACAGAUUAACACAGCUUUAUUAGAGCUAAAGGGUACUGUUGUAUGAUAAUAGUUUUCAUUACCAACUUUCUGUAAUGUCUUGAGAUGCUUUCAUUUUCUCAAAUUUUUCAGAUACUGAAAUUACAAAAAACCCAACAACCUCAUCAGGACCCAACAAGCUUUGAAAAUUGAAAGUGGUAAUUUCUUGCUUAGACAUUAAUUCAUGCAGUCUCUUUGAUUGAAUUAAGCUAUGCAAAAUUAGCUUUUGAUACACUUCAGAAACAUGAAAAGAAAGCUCAGAGUGAAGUUUGAAGAUAGUGAUGGUGCCCUCCAUUUCUGCUCAUGAACAGCUGAGUAAGACGUUUGUCGUAAGUUCCCAAAACUGAAUUUGUCAUACUGUUUUUUCCACUUUUGAGAAGAACCCAAAAUUCUGGGCUUAUACCCUUCCUCCUCUUGAAGCUCAAUGAAAAAUUGUGUGCAUGUAAUCCUUUCAAAUCAAUAUUUUGUAAGCUUCUUGUGCUUUUUUUAACACUAAGGACAUUUAUUACUCAAGUCAGUACACAUCUACAGGCAUGUUUCUAACAGUAGCCACCAUUUCAAAGUCCUCAACAGAUAGUGCUAACUCAAAAGAGUUUCACAGUUUUGUUUUUUUCCCUUACUGAGAAAAUGGAACUAGUGGAUUAGUGGUCUGUAAAAAUGCACAACUAUAAAGAUUGUCAUUUACUUACUAGAGAAGAACUUGCUCCAGCAUUGGACUUCAUCGUAUUUCAGAUCAGAGUUGACUUUUUAAGAUCAGGUAAAGGUAAUAAAAAUACAGUCAAUCAGUUAAUUGCAGUUGUCCAAAAUUACUGUAAUGCCAUUAAUGGCUAUUUCAUAUCUUGAAUUAAAGCUUUAUAAAGAAA